AUGGCCCCCGCGUAAAUGCGGCGCGAAGAUGCAGCGUACGCGGACGGACGACGCGGCAGCCGAACCCAGCAAACCACCUCCAUCAAUGCGCCUGCGAGUUGCGAUGUCCCUCCUCGUCCUCGCCCUGGUCCUCGAGACAGAGAGAGAGAGAGAGCUGUGGGGUGGGGGAGGGAACCGAGGCGGAGGAGGAAGCCCGGAGCCCGCGUGAAAAGAAAGGACCUCGAAAGGCAGGCUCCGUGCAGCUUUUUUCCCGAGGAAAGGAGCGCCAGAGCACGCCCGUGCGGUCGCGGUCGGUCGCGGCAUGGGCUCUCCCUCCUCCUCGUGAGCAGCGGCGCCGACCAGUUGCUGGGCUCCUUCUCGGUUCUGGCAGCGGCGGCCGGCGGGCGACCAGUAGUCCAGCGGCUCGUGGCGAGCUCUCCUCUCCUCUCCUGGUCACCAGUGCGGCGCUGCGACGGCCGCCGGCUCGCCAUGAUGGACCAGGAGCACCUGGACUUCAUCAUGCGCCACCAGCACCAGGGCGGCAUGGGGUUUGCUCCCGCCGACCGCGGCGACAGCGAGGAGGCGCUGGGGUCGUCGGAGUCGGAGCCGGCGGGGAGGCCGCGCGGCAAGAGGGCCCGCGCCGCCGAGGUGCACAACCUCUCCGAGAAGAGGCGGCGGUGCAAGAUCAACGAGAAGAUGAAGGCGCUGCAGAGCCUCGUGCCCGACUCCAGCAAGACGGACAAAGCCUCCAUGCUCGACGACGCCAUUGAGUACCUCAAGCACCUCCAGCUCCAAGUGCAGAUGCUGUCUAUGAGGAAUGGAGUGUACCGUCCCUCGGUGAACUUACCAGGAGCACCUGACCAUCUGCCGACAUCGCAAAUGUGCGCCGCACUUAACCAGAACAGCGUCGAUGCAUCAUCAAACCGACCAGCUGCCAUGCUGCCUAUGAGUCAUUUUUUAGGAGCAAUGUCAGGGACUCGACAUCCAUUUGGACCUCCGAAUCAGGACCGGCCGCGUCACGAGCCUCUUGUGUUAUCAAGUGUUCCUUGCACGACCACUCGAGAGCCUCCGUUCCUUCUCGGGCCAUCGCAGGAGUCCCCCCUUCGAUCCCUUCAGUUGACCUUACCGGCCGAGAUGAUCUUUCAAGAGGAGGCAAUGCUAAAGCAUCGGCUAAGUUCAACUCAGGAGACCACCUCGAUGCCAGUAGGGCAUGAGAUCAAGCAGCCUGUUAGGCAGGAAACACCUGCAGAGAGGGCUGGUCAUUUCGAUGCAUGUUCAAUCUGGAAAAAUCAAUCACAUGACAUGACGCCAAACAAUCCGGAAAGCGUUCUGUUUGCGCCGCACUUUCGUAGGAACUAACAGCUCUCUUCACGAUCCCUGACAGAUUUGGGAGCGGUACCGCUGACUCGGGUCUGAGGGCGGAAUCGAAGUAACUUCGCGAUCAAAAUGGACAGAUGACUUGGAAUUUCUGGAACAUUUGCUCAUUGGAGUGCUCCAUUUAGGCAGACAGGCAAUAGGGUAGUAAGUGGUGAUCGUCAAGAUAGUAAUGGUUUUCAUCAGAUGCAACUUGUCUAAUAUUAGCAGUAGCAAUUAUAUAUCAGCCAGACUGCAUUCUUGAUAUGAAAUCAAGAAAUGCUGAUCAUGUGAAUAUGUAGCGUUAAGACCAGCCCCGAACCCGCAAUGAACUCAAACCAGCUACUAGUACAAAUGAUUGUGAUUCUCUGUGCUGC
This is a messenger RNA of Triticum aestivum (bread wheat), 1709 nucleotides long. RefSeq lists its product as uncharacterized. Lineage: Eukaryota; Viridiplantae; Streptophyta; Magnoliopsida; Poales; Poaceae. The transcript is spliced from 7 exons. Gene Ontology annotation, molecular function: protein dimerization activity. The record is from RefSeq and is a predicted model, not a curated record. Gene Ontology annotation, cellular component: nucleus. The coding region runs from base 16 to 1338 and encodes 440 amino acids.